Messenger RNA from Diceros bicornis minor, 1682 nucleotides. It is a transcript of the gene CA2, whose product is annotated as carbonic anhydrase 2. NCBI's taxonomy places the organism in Eukaryota, Metazoa, Chordata, Mammalia, Perissodactyla, Rhinocerotidae. The transcript is spliced from 7 exons. Gene Ontology annotation, cellular component: cytoplasm. The record is from RefSeq and is a predicted model, not a curated record. Gene Ontology annotation, molecular function: carbonate dehydratase activity; zinc ion binding. The coding region runs from base 208 to 990 and encodes 260 amino acids.
CGAGCGCGGGGACAGCUCCUCCGCCCCGCACUCCUCCCCCGCCGCGCGGGGCCACCCGGCCCCCUCCCUCGGGCCGCCCCCGAGCACCAAGUUGGCGGGAGCCUAUAAAAGCCGGGGCCGGCGCGACCGCGGACACACGGUGCAGGCGCCCGACAGCCGCCGCUAGACCGGCGCCAACUCCUGCCCUGCCCGGACCAGCGCGCAACCAUGCCCCAUCACUGGGGAUACGGCCCGCACAACGGACCCGCGCACUGGCAUAAGGACUUCCCCGUUGCCAAUGGGGAGCGCCAGUCCCCUAUUGACAUCGACACCAAAGCGGCCGUUUACGACGCUGCCCUGAAGCCUCUGCAUCCUCACUACGAGCAAGCGAUUUCCCGGAGAAUUGUCAACAACGGUCACUCUUUCAAUGUGGAGUUUGACGACUCUCAGGACAAAGCAGCGCUGGAAGGAGGGCCCCUCACUGGCACUUACAGAUUGACCCAGUUUCACUUCCACUGGGGUUCCUCUGAUGCUCAAGGAUCUGAGCACACUGUGGAUAAAAAGAAAUAUGCUGCAGAGCUUCACUUCGUUCAUUGGAACACCAAAUACGGGGAUUUUGGAAAAGCUGUGAAACAUCCUGAUGGACUGGCUGUCGUGGGUGUUUUUUUGGAGAUUGGUGCUGUUAACCCACGCCUGCAGAAAGUCGUUGAUGCGCUGGCUUACAUUAAAACAAAGGGCAAGAGCGUGGACUUUGCUAACUUUGAUCCCCGUGGCCUCCUUCCCCAAAGCCUGGACUACUGGACCUACCCAGGCUCACUGACCACCCCUCCUCUUCUGGAAUGCGUGACCUGGGUUGUGCUCAAGGAACCCAUCAGCGUUAGCAGUGAGCAGAUGUCGAAAUUCCGUACUCUCAACUUCAAUGUGGAGGGCGAACCUGAAGAACGGAUGGUGGAUAACUGGCGCCCCACUCAGCCGCUGAAAAACAGACAAGUCAAAGCUUCCUUCAAAUAAGAGGGUCCCACAGCCGGGGUCCAAAGAGUGAAUGUUUGGGUUUUCCUUUAGCUAAGCACAAAUCUACCUUGGUGAAUUUGGACCCUGGCUGCUUUGUAUCUGGUUUUCAAGACCCUUCAUCUCUCACCUGACGUGCUUACUGAUAAAAUGUGAAGCGCCAGACCAAUUGUCAUGCUUGACAGAAUUGCAGUGACUGGUGCUUUUCUCCCCAUAGAAGGCUUUCUGUAACAGAGAAUAUUCUAUAAGGAACAGGAGGAAAGUACCCACACUGUGUCCACAGCACCUGGGGUGAUGAGAUUCACGAUUGUUCAUUAAAAGGCUCUUUUUAAAAUAUAGGAAAGCAGAAUGAGCGCACAUCCAGAUCACGAGAUAAACUGAGCUGUGUAAUGUAAAUCAGGUCAAAUAGAAAUGAUUCUAUGUAAUGUAAACCAGAUGAGGUAAAUGUUCACGAUUCCAAGAUGUUAUAUUAAAGAAAAAUUAUAAAAUUCUUAUAUAUUUGUAGCAGUUAUCUUAAAUAUGAAUUAUGUUGUAAUUUAGUGACUUUUGAAUUACAGAGAUAUAAAUGAAGUAUUACCUGUAAAACCUGUUAUAAUUAUAGUUGUGAUACAGAGUAUAUUUCGAUUCAAAUAAUAUAUCAUAACUUAAUAAAUAUCAUAUUUUAGAUAUAUUCUCUAAUAAAAUCCGGAAUUCUA